Molecule: messenger RNA, 1203 nt
Organism: Hemisphaericaspora subhashii
Lineage: Eukaryota; Fungi; Ascomycota; Pichiomycetes; Serinales; Debaryomycetaceae
Product: SSY5
Exons: 1
Coding region: 1-1203 (400 amino acids)
Source: RefSeq, a predicted model, not a curated record
AUGUCCAUGUCCCUUUCAGUGGAAAAUUCAACCAGAACAUCAGGAACAAUGGGAGGAUACAUAUAUCCAAUCAUAAACCUAUCAACCCAACCCCAUUUGCAACAUUAUGCCAAUUCAAAAUUCGCAAUCUCAUGUGGUCAUGUUUGUUUAGAUGGGGCUACAACUGUAAGUUCGGCUUAUCCUCAUGUAUCUUGUCCUUCUUCGGUUUUGAUCUCGUUGUAUAAACUGGCUUUGAUGACUCAAUAUCAAAAAGCGAAUGCGGAGGCGAAGGUGGCAUAUGGAUCAGUGUUGACACAAUUGGGGGAAAUGUUCCCAUUGAAGAGAGUAAAAGUCACAGAUCCAAAGAGCAAGACAACAAAAGAGGAUGUAAGAAAUUUGCCAAAAUUAAGAUUUGGACAAAUCAUAUGGGGAGAAAGAACAUUAAUAAAACAAGAUAGUCCCACCACCACCACCACUGAAGACAAUGAUCCAAUCGCAUCGCCAAUAUUAUCCGAUCUUGCAAUCAUAAAAAUCAAUAAAAACCUCCAAUGUCAAAACUAUCUCGGUGACGACAUCCCUUUCAACGAAUAUGACCCCAGUUUAAUCCUCGACAAUCUCUACGUCCGGAAAAUCAUCCCCUUAAAUCGAUUCAACCCAAAACCAAUCCCCCCAUCAUCCGCAUCCAUCGACACCACCAUCUCCGGCCCACCAAACCUCCAAACGAACUUCCAUGGAAUCAGUGUUUUCAAAUAUGGUCUGACGACAAAAUAUACCACGGGAAACCUAAACGGAAUCAAACUAGUCUAUUGGCAAGACGGCGCCAUCCAUUCUCUGGAAUAUAUAAUCAAUUCUCCUGACAAUCUAUCAGCAUUUGCUCUGGGUGGAGAUAGUGGAUCCUGGAUCUUGACGAAAUUGGAAGACAUUGGGGAUGAGAAGGGACUUGGGGUGGUGGGGAUGUUGCAUAGUUAUGAUGGGGCCGGGAGACAGUUUGGAUUGUUUAGUCCGAUGUGUGAGAUAUUGGAACGGUUGGAGGAUGUGACGGGGAUAAAAUGGGGUGUGGUGGGUUGUCCUGCGGAGAAGGGGAUGAGUGAUGGUGAAGUUGAGAGUACUGAAGAGGAAGAAGAGGAAGACGUGGGUGAUGAGAGUGAGAGUGAGAGUGAUGAUGAUGAUGAUGAGCUGAGUAUUGAUGGGUUGGAUGGAGCGGUGCCUCCUGGAAUUGAUUAA